UGGGACCCAAGAUGAAUGGGGCUGGGUUUAAAAAAGAAUCUAACACAAACAUCAGCAUGGAGGGAAAUAUACAAAACUCUAGAGCCAAAUUUGUACACCCGUGUUUAAAGAGCAUUAUUCACAAUAGCCAAAAGGUGGAAACAACCCAAGUAUCCAUCAGUGGUUGAAUGGAUAAACAACGUGGUAUAUACACACAGUGGACUAUUAUUUAGCCUUAAAAAGGAAGGAAAUUCUGACGUGCUACAACAUGGAUGAACCUUGAGGACUUUAUGCUAAGUGAAAUAUGCCAGUCACAAAAGGACAAAUACUGUUUGAUUCCACUGAGAUGAGAUGCUUAGAGUAGUCAUAUUCAUUGAGUCAGAAAGUAGGGUGGUGGUGGGGCACCUGGGUGACUCAGUUAAGUGUCCAACUUCAGCUCAGGUCAUGAUCUCACAGUUCGUGGGUUUGAAUCCCACAUUGGGCUCUCUGCUGUCAGCACAGAGUCUGCUUGGGAUCCUCUAGUGCCCCUCUCUCUGCUCCUCCCCUGCUCACUCUCUCUCUUUCUCUCUCAAAAAUAACAUUAAAAAAAGGAAAAGAAAUAGUGGUGGUUACCAGAGGCUGGAGGAGAGGAGGGAAUGGGGAGUUGGUGUUUAAUUAAGGGUACAGAGUUUCAACUGGGGAAGAUGAAAAAGUUCUGGAGAUGGAUGGUGGUGAUUGUUGCACAACAGCAUGAAUGUACUUAAUGCCACUGAACUGUAUACUUAAAAAUGGUUAAGAUGGUAAACUUUAUAAGUCUUUUUCCACAAUUAAAAAUAGUUUUUAUAAAAAUAGCCAACAAUAUGUAUCAUCAGAUAGAUGUGUAAACAUUGAGGGAUAAACACAGGAACCCAGCAACACAAAAACACCCUGUCUCCCCUCUCAGGAACAGUUCUCCAGCCCAGAUAAGGGCCCACUUCUACCCGCAAACAAAUCUGGAGAUAAGGCCCUAAUGAGGGCCCUGCCUCCCGGAUACCCCUACAGCUCAUUACCCUCCCACGGUCUGGCUCUGUUUACCCAAUCUCUUACCGUUCAUGUAAUCCCCCACCCCCACCCCCGGUGAAGGACCUCCUUAGAGCAUCUGGUGUUCCAGUGUCUGCCCCUGCCUCUGGAAUGGGAUGGAAUGGCCCAGCAUCUCACCUCUUGGCCUUACCCUGACCCCUGGGCCUCUCACUUCUAGGAUCCUCAAAGACAAAGCCCCAGUCCCAUUCAUCUUGGGUCCCAGGGCCCAGCUCGACAUGGGAACCCCUAGAUCCCUCUGCUCCCUGCCAUGAAUGUGUUAGGCCCUGUGUGAAGCCUCGUGGACAUAAAAGGACCUGUGUCUGGUCUGAACAUGAUCACAGACCAGAUAAAGCAAGUGAAAUCAGUAUUAUACUGGGUUGUGAGACGUGAUGUUAGGUUUCCUGUUGUCCAGGCCAUCCUCAUUGGGCCUCAUCCCACCUUAGAAGGGUAGCACUGUGAGUUGGCACUGUGCACUGUUGUGACCACUUCUGCCUGGCCUGCCUCCCUAACUAACUGCCAUCUACUGACCCCUCUUCUCCAGAGCAAAGCCUCUUACUCAUGCUACUGAGGACUCUGGGACUGUGGCCCUUGUUAGGGGCAGAGAACAGAAACUUGCCUGCUCUGUUUGCCUCCUGACCUUGCAGUGUGCCCCCAUUCCUCUAAAACAACCUUUCUUAUGAGCCAUUUAAUAUGCAGCCCCUGAGGUGGGGAGGAAGAAUGUGGUGUGGCCCAUGCCAGGCCAAGCCAUGUGGAACAGCAUUUCUCAGGGGUGGGCCUGGGUCCACCGUCCCAGGUGCACCGGGGUACUUGUAAAAAAGCAGGCUUCAGAGGUUUACUCAGAUUUUCUGGAUUUGAAUCUCAGAUGGGUGAAUCCUGGGGAUCUGCAUUUUAACACUCCCCAGCUGUUCCUGGGGACUAGGGUAAAAACCACUGCUGGAGAUCCUUGGAGGAUGGACUCAGAGCCAGGGUGGGGGUGGGCAGCGGACUGUGAGUGUCACACUUAGGGAGGUAGAGAGCGGCAGAGCCAUCAUGGGAGCAGAUGGGCCCAGACGGGGGACAGAUAGGUGCUGAUGUCCUUGACAGCUCUGUGUGACGCCCUGUUCAGUUAUUUAGGGCCUGUAUGCAAGGUGUGCCAAGGCUUGUGAUAUCCACCGUGGUAUGUUUAGGGUUAUGGCUUGUCUCUGAAUUAACAUUUGGGUCAGUUCACAUGGGUUUGAUCGAAACGUAUGGUCUGCAUAUGACAUGUCAGCCUAUCUACUUGUGUGUUCAUGUCUUUAUCUCGGUAUCUUGAGUCAUUUAUCCACCCUGGUGUGUGUGUGUGCGCGCGAGUGUAUGUGUGUGUGUUGUGCAUGUGUGUGUCUGAACAGGACUGGGCCCCUCUGGACCAUAAUCCAACCUCUAUGGGGGCUCUGGAAGGUCAGGGUUUGGAGGAAACUUGCUGGGAGCCUGGUGGGGCUGGGGCAGGUGAAGGUGGGGUGGUGCCAGGGUGGGGGUGGGCAGGAGUGCGUGCUAAGGGCCUGGCACUGCCAUUUCCCUGAGCGGGCGAGUCUCAACAGCAGGCAGACAGGUGAGGCUGACCCAACAGGUUCCAGAGGCCAGGGGCAAUGGGGCGGAGCAUGGCUCUGAUUUAGGGUGGCAACGUGUUGGGGGCCCUGGCACAUACGGGGCAGGCAGGCAGGAGGUGGUUCUAUUGGUAUCUUCUUCCUGCUGCAGCCGGCCCAGGGUGCAGGCCAUGGAGCCUACUGGAGGGUGAGGGCAGCCAGGUGGGCAGGAAUGUUCGGAGGCCUAGGGCCUGGGGACUUGGGGGCCCAGGGCAUGGCGGGACCCCUGCGGGGCCGGGUGGAGGAGCUGAAGCGGCCGUGGUGGCGGGAGGCCUCACCGCUGGUGCUCCAGCACAGUGAGGCUGCCCGGCUGGCGGCCGACGCCCUCCUGGAGCGGGGCGAGGCCGCCUACCUGCGGGUCAUCUCCGAGGAGCGGGAGCUGCCCUUCCUGAGUGCUCUGGACGUGGACUACAUGACCAGCCAUGUGCAUGGGGGCCCUGAGCUCAGCGAGGCCCAGGGACUGGAGGCCUCAGGCCCUGAUCGCCUCAGCUUGCUCUCUGAAAUCACCUCAGGCACUUACUUCCCCAUGGCCUCUGACAUAGACCCCCCGGACCUGGACUUGGGCUGGCCUGAGGUUCCGCAGGCCACAGGCUUCAGCCCCACCCAGGCUGUGGUCCACUUCCAGCGGGACAAGGCCAAGAACAUCAAGGACCUUCUGCGUUUUCUCAUCAGCCAGGCCCGCACGGUGGUAGCUGUCGUGAUGGAUAUAUUCACGGACAUGGAGCUUCUGUGUGACCUCAUGGAGGCCUCGAGCCGGCGUGGUGUCCCUGUCUACCUGCUUUUGGCUCAGGAGCACCUAAGGCACUUCCUGGAGAUGUGCUACAAGAUGGACCUCAACGGGGGGCACCUGCUGAACAUGCGUGUGCGGAGCACAUGUGGGGACACAUACUGCAGCAAGGCCGGCCGCCGCUUCACGGGGAAGGCCCUGGAGAAGUUUGUUAUCAUCGACUGUGAGCAGGUGGUGGCAGGCAGCUACAGCUUCACCUGGCUUUGCAGCCAGGCCCACACUAGCAUGGUGCUGCAGCUGAGGGGCCGCAUCGUGGAAGACUUUGACCGGGAGUUCCGCUGUCUGUAUGCCGAGUCUCGGCCUGUGGAGGGCUUUUGCGGUGGUGAGGGUCCCGUAUCUCCCAGGGCACUGUGUCCUCCCACAGUGGCCCUGGGCUUCCGGCCCAGUGUGUUGAGCCCUGCAUCCUCCUCACCCUCCAGCACCAGCCUUAGCAGCAUCAAACGCUCACCUCUAAUGGACCACUCCUCUUACCUCAGUCCACCAGGAGGCGGUGGCUGCAGUGACACGGGUAUGGAGUCCUCAUCCCUGGGCCCUGCCUGCCGCGGGGCCAGUGGCCAGCCCUCUCUGAAGCGCCAGCUGUCUGACUCUAACCAUGGCUCCCUGCCAGGGCCCUACAGGUCCAAUCUAGGCAAGUUGGGGGUGUCCCCAUGGUCCCAGUCCUCCCCUGCCCUCAACCACAAUGGUGCCAGCCCCUUGACCCUGGCAGUGGGGUCACCUAUGCUUGCCCGCCAACGCCCCCUCCUCCCCUUCCCCCAGGGUGUUUCAGCCCUAUCCCGGCUCCCAGAGAAUGGGCUCCUGAGAAGCCAGGAGUCUAGUCCCCAACGAAGUCGCUGGGUACCUAGCACAGCCCUGGAGACAGUGGAGGAGAAGAAGGUGUCUCUGAAUCAGAGCCAUGGCCAGUUGGAUCUCCUUGUCCCCUUCCCCAGAGCCAGAGAAGCUGGAGGCCCUGAUUCUGGGGUUGACCCCAGCUUGGGCUCCUUCUGGCCUGGAGAGCAGGCUCCAGAGGACAGGCGGUUGUCCCCAAACCAGAGAUAUAACCAGCUGGAUCUCCUGCCCCAGACCCAGGGUGCUGGGGGUACCCCUGAGUCAGGUUCCCCCAGACCUGGCAAUCAAAUUCCAGAGGACAAGAGGCUGUCCUCAAAUCACAGCCACAGCCAAUUGGACCUCCUGGUACAGUACCCCAAGGCUGGGGGCUCCAGAGUGCCCCCUGAAGCCAACUCCUCAGCCAGGGCUGACAAGCAAAGUCUUGAUGAGCGACGACAGACCCUGGGCCACAGCCAGCUGGACCUCAUCACAAAGUUUGGCCCAUUCCGGGGUGAGGGGGCUGGGCCCAGUGGUCUCCCCAGACCAAGCCCUGCUCGAAAGGCUGGAGUGGGCUCUGGGGAUGAGAAUAGGCUGACCCUGGGCCACAGCAAGCUGGACCUCAUUACCAAGUAUCAUCAAUUGCAGGGCACCAGGCAAGGACCUGACCCUGGCCUCCCUGGGGGCCCCACAGGUGGCCAUCACAAUGGCAGUAGCAAUGGCCUGUCAGGGGAUGAGAAGCGGCUGACCUUGGGCCACAGCAAACUGGACCUCAUCACUAAGUACAACAAGUCCAAGUUCAAACUUCUCCGAAGCCGCUUUGAGUCCUAGUUCUGCUCCCAGCAAGGACAUGUCCUUCCUCCAUCUACUUGGAUUCUAGAUUUACUCAGGUUCCAGACUCUGGGGUUCUCCAGCAGGGCUGCAUGGGGAGCAGAGGGUGUCUAGAAGCUCAAGUCAGAUACUCACUGAGUUCAGAAUUCUUGUUUACACACACACACACACACACACACACACACACACACACACGAAAAUAGAAACCACAGUACCUGCCAUUUGCCACUGUGCUGGGUGCCCUACACAGGUUAAUUCUCAUCCUUCAUCCUCACAACAUUCUACAAGAUAGACCUCUAGCAGGUAUACAUUUCUAGGAUCAUAGGUACUAUCUUCCCUAUUUUAUAAAUGUGGAAGCUGAGGCCCAGAGAGUUUGAUGACUUGCUUGGAAUCAGAUCCAAGUGGAACCAGUGGCAGAGCUGGGGCCCAAACCCGUGUCCCUAAUGCUUAAGAAUGUGUUUUUGCACAGACAUGACACACCAUUAUCAACAGUUCACAUGUCCCCAUGCACACAAAACACACACAUCACAGAGAUGCCCCAAAUGCCUGUACAACACACACAACACCCUGACAGGGUUCAUACCCACAAACUGAAUACCCAUUGACACUCAGUAAGUAAACGAAGGUCCAUGUGAUAAACCCAAACACUCAGAAUUCUAGUUACAGGUACUCAAUAAAUGUAAUAUGGCUAAAUGAGUAGCGAAACAAAAUAUAUGCAUUCAGUGCACACUGUAGACCCCUCAGGAUCCACAGACAAUAAAUAUGCACAUAACCACAUACACACACCAUACACACACACAUAGGUAUGCACACAGCAACCACUAUCUUCUUUGGCCCAAGCUGUGUACCUACCACAGGGCUGACAAGUGAAUCAGACUCAGGCCCUGGGAGAUAAGGAUAAAUACAUAAACCAAUGGCAGGCAAGACAGAGCUGUAUCUAACUCAAGGAAUCAGUGGCAGGGGGUGGUGACAGUGGAGUGGUGAGGAAAGUUUCAAAGGAGGCAGACUUUGAGUCAGCCCUUGAAAGAUGGGGAGGAUUGGACAGAUGGAGGAGAAAAGGAAUUCCUGGUAGAGGGAAGCAGGUGAAGAGAGGCCAAGGACAGGACAGGAUGAGUGGGUCUGAGAUGAACUGGGGAGGAUAUAGAGGGUGUGGAUACUCAGACUCUGACACACACACACACACACACACACACACACACACACACACACACAGAAGCAUAGGCUCUGAUAGGUUUUUCGUCUUUUCCUGAGCUCACCACCUGCCUGGGACAAUUUACACAAUACAAAUCAAUAAAGGCAGACAUGCUAUGA
This is a messenger RNA of Acinonyx jubatus (cheetah), 6348 nucleotides long. RefSeq names its product family with sequence similarity 83 member C (gene SACK1C). The record is from RefSeq and is a predicted model, not a curated record. NCBI's taxonomy places the organism in Eukaryota, Metazoa, Chordata, Mammalia, Carnivora, Felidae. Gene Ontology annotation, biological process: epidermal growth factor receptor signaling pathway. The transcript is spliced from 4 exons. The coding region runs from base 2791 to 5037 and encodes 748 amino acids.